AGGUGAAUGCUAUCUGUAGGUUGGUUUUAGUACUUUCGCCCGAAAUUGUAGCGUAGUCUCGCUACGUGUGUCGUGGAAAGUGCGAGCUCAAUCUCGGUGCUGGCUGCAUUCACGAAAGUUGUCAUGUAGGGCUGCGUUUGGAUCCAUAAGUAAAUGAUUUUCAAUCCCGCGUUCAAACCGCAGGAGAAACGCGUAUACGGUGCGGACUCGCGUCUCUCCGGUAGCCUAAAUGGCGUUGUUAUUCCUAAGAAGACGCCUUUGCAUGUUCACAGCUGAGAUCAAGGAAGUCAUAAGAGGGAGCCAGCCGUUCUGCUCCUCGGUGGCCCCGGGCCGGCAACGUGUCAAUGGAGUGGAUCUCUAUUAUGAGCAGACUGGCAGAGGGAAGCAGGCAGUCCUGCUGCUGCCUGGAGCUCUGGGGAGCACUCAGACUGAUUUUGGGCCUCAGCUGAAGUCUCUGAAUAAGGAACGUUUCACUGUGGUGGGCUGGGAUCCCCGUGGUUAUGGACGCUCUCGCCCUCCGGAGAGAGACUUCCCCCCAGACUUCUUUGAGAGGGAUGCAAAGGAUGCUGUGGAUCUGAUGAAGGCACUUGGCUUUAGCAAGUUCUCUUUGCUGGGGUGGAGUGAUGGAGGGAUCACCGCUCUGAUUGCAGCGGCGAAGAACCCCGACCUGAUCAACAAGAUGGUGGUCUGGGGAUCCAACGCAUAUGUUUCCCAGCAGGACCUCAGCAUCUACAACGCAAUCCGCGAUGUGUCUAAGUGGAGCCCGAGGAUGAGGCAGCCCAUGGAGGACGUAUACGGAGCGGAGCUAUUCGCGAGGGUCUGGGAGGCCUGGGUGGAUGGGAUUUCACACUUUGUCCAUAGACCAGAAGGGAGUAUCUGCAUGGAACUUCUGCCCCUGAUCAGCUGUCCUACCCUCAUCGUCCAUGGAGAGAAAGACCCGGUGGUGCCCGGCUUCCACCCGCAGUAUCUCCUCAAACACAUCAAGGGAUCAAAGUUACAUCUGAUGCCAGAGGGAAAACACAAUCUUCACCUGAGGUUUUCUAAAGAGUUCAACCAGCUGGUGGAGGACUUUCUGGAAGAUUGAUAAAUGCUUUGAAGGGACUGAGUGUGUCUGGGUGUGUUUCACACUCACGUAUGAGCCGUGCAGCACAGACGUGCCCUGCACUCACACGUAAAUUUUCCAAGUCGGAAACUGUAAAUCUUUUCCUGCAUGUGAAAAAAAAAAUGUAACCUGGUUGUCUGUUUGUUUGUCUGUUGAGUUUACUCAAACAUUUGAUUAUUGGAUCAAAUCUUUUACACACAUUCACAUAGACAUUUAUUAUCACGUUCAAAAUGAUAAUUCAGAAGUGCAGUUCUUAAAACAUUUUUCACCAGUUUUCCAGGGGUUUAAAAUAUUGACGGUUCUGAUUUAAUGUAAGAAGAAUCACGAUUACAGAAAAUUAAGUGACAGACUGUAUCAUUAUGGACUGCUUUCAAGAAACUCAGUUAGAAGGGGGCUGAUUUCUUAUUUAAUUUCCAUUUGUAAUAUUAAACCUACUUUAAAUGUUUUUCCACCAAUUAAAAAUGAGUUAUGUGAUGACA
This is a messenger RNA of Myripristis murdjan (pinecone soldierfish), 1581 nucleotides long. It is a transcript of the gene bphl, whose product is annotated as biphenyl hydrolase like. The coding region runs from base 230 to 1084 and encodes 284 amino acids. Gene Ontology annotation, molecular function: serine hydrolase activity. Lineage: Eukaryota; Metazoa; Chordata; Actinopteri; Holocentriformes; Holocentridae. The transcript has 7 exons. The record is from RefSeq and is a predicted model, not a curated record.